This is a messenger RNA of Branchiostoma belcheri (Belcher's lancelet), 1119 nucleotides long. RefSeq lists its product as uncharacterized. The transcript has 3 exons. NCBI's taxonomy places the organism in Eukaryota, Metazoa, Chordata, Leptocardii, Amphioxiformes, Branchiostomatidae. The record is from RefSeq and is a predicted model, not a curated record. Bases 113 to 1111 code for a protein of 332 amino acids.
AACACAUUUUUCGAGCCGUGUGCAAAAAUUGCUUAGCGUCAUCAUCAGCGCCGAUCACUGCAGCAUCCCCUCCUCCAUCGCUUCUGCAACAUCUGGUACCGGGAGCUCAGAGAUGGCCUCUGUAGAAAAACCAGGCUUCUGGCCCGCGGAACUCUACUCUGUAGCCGUGGUACAGUUUUCCUAUAACAUCAUGGUGUCGUCCUACCUCGGAGGAGAAAUGGCGACGAAGGUCAACGCGAAUCGAACGUCCGCCAUGAUGAUCUCUCACGUCGGCGCCAUCUUGCUCUGUUCCAUCAUUACCUUCAUAUCCAGACGACGGGAAAAGGGAACGACGAUCUCCCGGGCAACGGGCGCCAUCUUGGCCGUGGUUCUGCCGACCCUGGUGUGGAUAGCCUACAUGGGCGCUGAACUCUCGCAAUCCGAAACCAAGGCUGUCUCUUCCGGCAAGAAGCCAAAGCGAGAGGGAAUGCCCCUCACCAUCUUCUCCUCCAUCGUCGCUUCUCUCCUUCUGUUCUUCCUCAUGUACGUCAUGGAAGAGUUCCAGCAAACCAAGUUCCAAGAAUAUCUCAAGGAGAGGAAACAAGGUGGAGAUGUUGUCCCUGACACAAAGGAUAUGAAGAUCCUGCUACAGAACCGUGUGUAUGCAGCGCUGUUGGGGAUGUUCGAUAUCCUGCUGGCUGCAGAGUUCACGCGCGCGAACAAACACUACCACAGCCGCGUUAUCUAUGUCACCUUCGCAUUUAUCCUCCUCAGUAUGUUCCAAUACGCUCCCGCCGUGCAAAAAAUGCAGCAGGACAAGAGAAAAAAGUUCCAACUUUUCCUGGGAAACAAUUUCAAGGAUUUGGUCUUGGGUUUGCUCUGUGUUGUGUUGGUAUGGAAGUUCGGACUCUCGUCCGGUAAGAUCAUACUUCUGGCGAAGAGUUUCAGCCUGGUUCUGUAUCGGUAUGUGGAGCAGGUCAGAGAGGAGGAGGGGUCAGAGGGCGAGGUCAUAGAGGAAAGGUCAGAGGUCGUAGAGGACAAGGUCAUAGGGGAAGGGUCAAGGUCAGCAGGCCCUGGUGGUUUGAAUGGGAUACCGGAAGAAAAACCAGAAGAAAACAAAAAGGAGGACUAAACUGUCAU